AUGGCUCCUCGGGCCAAGGGGCCUGGACCUCUUCAAGCCGCUCUUGAGGCCGCUUGGAAGGGAGUCGCCUCUGUGCAUACAGAAGUGAGCCUUGUUCGAAUAUCUACCGCUGGCACCCGCCGAGAACGACUCAGAGCACUGCUUUCUGAGCUGCAAUUCCUGUGUGGCCUCUUGAACUGCAUCUUCUGUCUGUCUCUCAACUUGCAGGCACCAGACCAGGAACCUGUCAGCGGCCCGUUCGACUAUGCCAUUUUGGCCGGCAUCGCGCAUGUGGUCAAGGACAUUGCGGAUAACUCGGCCACGGCCCCGGACGAUGGAUUGGUCACGAUGACGGUGAAUGUGAGGUUUUAUAGAGACCUAGUUUCACAAAUCGCGACCUUUGCGGCCUACGACCUGGCCACCCUUCACCAAACCCUCCUAGAGGGACGUCCCACCCCGCCCUCAACCUCGACAGCUCCCACCGUGGAAGAUCUUGUUCCUUCUCUGGAGAAAUGGCUAGACGUGCUAAACUCUAGGCACUAUGAUCGUACUAUGCUCGAGUGGGCUUCCGAGCGUGGCUUGGUUCGGGCCCGUCGAGAGUUUGACCCCGGGUACCAACGUGCCGUGACGGGAUGGGUCAAGUUUGCGAGGACCAACUGGGAGCCCAUCAGGGCUUCUGUGAAGCAGCUUUUUGCUAUUCCGGCUACCAAUAAUUUCAUACAGUGGGCUGUCGAGUUCGCCAGAUCUUCGUGGCCUUGCGUCUAUGACUUUGAUGCGCCUACAGCUCAGCCCGUCGUCGCGUUGGUGAAUGAUGUAUCCUUGGGCAAAGUCACUCCUCUACAUUAUGCUUCCAUGAUGGGGCUGACUGGCGUUGUCACGGAUCUCCUGUCUAAUCUCCAGGACACCAACCUCGUCAAUAUGACUGGCCGUUUCGGGACCCCGUUAUACUGCGCUUUGGUCGGGCCUCGUGUGAUGCUAUUUGGAUGCGAGCCAUCGUCCUGGGGCUCCUUGAUUGUUGAAAUGGAGCCUGCGGAUGCAGCUCUCAUCAAAGAACUAUUGUCAAGCGGCGCUUCGGGAAACGCCAGCAUCUGUAUGCCAAACAUGGAGAGCCCGAUUCCACUGGCUCAUAUCGCAUUUGUGGCGGCCACUAUCCUCGAAGACCCCGACGUCUUCACCAAGGCCGUAGACACAACCCACCCCCUUCAAGAGGACUUCACCCUUAUGCUGAUUAGCUCCUCCAUAUUUGAAGACAAGGCUGGCUCAAAACCCUUCAUGAUGGCCAGGCUUGCAACUGCAGCCUUUGACCAGGCCAUGGUCAACGCUGGUGACAGUUUGCCGUGGGAGGGCGAUGAGGUUUGCGGCGCUAUUUGGGAGUUUAUGUACCUACAAGACCUGGAAUUCGACACGGAGGAGAAUGUUUCGCUACCGUUUAUCAGCGACGGCGACUUUGAGUCUGUGGUGCGGCAGUGCGUAAUUGACGCUCACGCCGUCAUCGGCGAGAAGGCCGUCUACCUUGAGCGACUGGUCAAGGACAGACGCUUCGAUCCGAAUCUUCUUGCUCGCGAGGAUGGCGAUGAAGAAGGCACCAUUUUGCAUUUGGCCGUCAGUGGCAUGAACCACGUCGUGCUGGACGAACUCUACCUCGCCUACGCUGAUUUUACCGCCGUGGAUUCGCAGGGCCGAACUCCCCUGAUGGUCAUCGAGCACCCGGCAACCUUGGAAGUCCUCGUAAAGCAGUACAAGGUCACGACUACGGCCAAGAAUAACGACGGCCAGAACAUUUGGCACCUCGCAGCUGCCACGAACGACGCCGCGAUCCUCUCUUGGCUCUGCGAGAAUGACCCAGACAAGUCCGCCAACAUCAACGUCGUUAGCAACGCUGGCCGCACACCGCUAGCCGAAGCACUCUUGUGCUUUGCGAUUCUCGACCGAGGUGGCCGGCACAAGCCAACUGCGGCGGCGGCCAAGACGCUGCUAGACGAGGAACUAGUCGACACCAAGCUCGGGACCGCGAACCUGCCAAUGACACUGGCGGACAUUACCGCUCAGUGGGGAGAUGCCGAGCUGGUCGCCAAGCUCAUUGCCGCUGGUGUGGACAUUUAA
Molecule: messenger RNA, 2082 nt
Organism: Metarhizium brunneum ARSEF 3297
Lineage: Eukaryota; Fungi; Ascomycota; Sordariomycetes; Hypocreales; Clavicipitaceae
Biological process (GO): protein localization to ciliary inversin compartment
Cellular component (GO): ciliary inversin compartment
Molecular function (GO): protein binding
Source: RefSeq, a predicted model, not a curated record